Messenger RNA from Ilyonectria robusta, 1775 nucleotides. Its product is annotated as SCA7, zinc-binding domain-containing protein. The transcript has 5 exons. Bases 219 to 1451 code for a protein of 410 amino acids. Gene Ontology annotation, cellular component: SAGA complex. Gene Ontology annotation, biological process: regulatory ncRNA-mediated heterochromatin formation; regulation of transcription by RNA polymerase II; RITS complex assembly. NCBI's taxonomy places the organism in Eukaryota, Fungi, Ascomycota, Sordariomycetes, Hypocreales, Nectriaceae. The record is from RefSeq and is a predicted model, not a curated record.
UGUUGGCGUCAGCCGAUAAGCUGGCACGUGCACCAACUGCAGCCGCAUUCGCAAGGCUACGGCAACAUCAACCACAUCACCCCAAGCCUUAUCGCAACUUCAUCCGUUCGUUGCCCAACGAUUAUCAUCAUUAUCAUCAUAACGACGAUACGUACUCCACCGGGACACCGCAUUCGAUCUCUCGCAUCUGGAUCCCUGUCGCGGCUUACGCUGACACGAUGGGUUCAGGCAAAGCCGACGACCAGACAAUCAAAGUCGCAUCCAAGAAAGACGCCAAGAAUGCCACGAUUAAACUGAAGAAGCCCCCGCCCAAGCACAGCAAGCCUGGGAACUGGAGAGACGGCAGCGUCAUUGAGGAUGACAAAAAGAAGAAUGGCAAUUCGCCAGCAACUUCGGCGGCUUCCCCAGGCCCCGUGGUGAACCAACUCGACGACACCGCCCGCGAAACGUUUGCAACCGGCCGACCCCUCGAAGACCCUCCCGAUCUACAACAAUGCAAGCACUGCAAGAAGAGCAUCCUUAAGACCGCGGCGAAGGGGCAUAUCGCGCAAUGCCUGCGGCUGAAGAAGGAAAAGGCGCAGCGCAAGAAGGAAGCUCGUGAGGCGAGAGAAAGGGCCAAGGAGGCUGCGAGGGAGGAAGAGGCCCGGAAGGCCGACGAGGAGAACGGCGACGGCAAGGAUGAAGACAGCGACGACGAGGGAAUCUCGGCCGAAAAGAAACCGACUGGGAGCAAGACGGCAAAGAAAGCAGCCGGGAAGAAGCCUGAUGACGACAAGAAGGGUAAGAAACGGAAGGCGGAUGGCGAUCCAGACAAGGGACCUAAGACCAAGAAGAAGAAAGAUGAACCCAAGGCCAAGGUCCCGAAGCCAAAAGGCCCCGUCGACGUCGAGCGACAGUGUGGUGUGAUAUUGCCAAACGGCCAGCCAUGCGCGAGAUCUUUGACUUGUAAAAGUCAUUCGAUGGGUGCCAAGCGAGCAGUAGCAGGGCGAUCACUGCCAUACGACAUGUUACUCGCUGCAUACCAGAAGAAGAACCAGGCAAAGCAGCAGAAGGCCGCCUUGGAUGCCAACGCCCCAGUGGAAGACGAAGAUGAGGCCAACACUGGGCCGAUCGAUUCGGACGAGGAGACGACGGCCGUGAUGGGGGCUCUUGCACAAUGGAAUCCUCAACCUCUCCUCCCCCAGCCCAUCUUCACCCCAAUCAAGCGCCAGUACCAGCUUUCGAGACUCCACGAACAGUUGCAGAUGGCGACUAACGGCGGGCGGACAAACAUCUUCCGAGUUGUGGGGUACGGGGCACAGAAGCUCCCAGAGGGCCAUCCUGGAUUGCUGGACAGUGAGGACGCGCCUGGGGAGCCGGACUUGGCUGUGGGAUUCGGGAACUCAGGCCGGUCAUCAACAUUUGGGUUGCCAGCUCCGCAGAGGCAGGCAUCAGUAGCGAGCAGGGCAUAGAGGAGUUUUUAGGGACAAUGGUGGGUUUACCUGGUCAAGGUCACGGAAAGCGAUACAAUUCUAUAUUUGAUACACAGGUACUGGUGGCUUAAUGAUUACAUGAUGCUCUAUCUAUCCUCCACGGAGAAGGCGUAUGCCCAACUUAGCGAGAAGAAUGAGGCCAUACAGCGGUCGGUCGGUCGGUCGGUCUCAGCCUGGGCGGCGCCAUUCUGACGGCCACUACCACCAAACAGAGCUAAGGUAUGCUGGUCGUCGCCUAUACUAAUGACCAUGUUGGCCUACCGACGCUUAGUGAAGAAAAAGGUCGACAUCUAAGAGUAAGAC